Enhydra lutris kenyoni (northern sea otter) is the source of this 522-nucleotide messenger RNA. Its product is annotated as gamma-crystallin A-like. Gene Ontology annotation, biological process: visual perception; lens development in camera-type eye. Lineage: Eukaryota; Metazoa; Chordata; Mammalia; Carnivora; Mustelidae. Gene Ontology annotation, molecular function: structural constituent of eye lens. The record is from RefSeq and is a predicted model, not a curated record.
AUGGGGAAGAUCACCUUCUACGAGGACCGCGGCUUCCAGGGCCGCUGCUACGAGUGCAGCAGCGACUGCCCCAACCUGCAGCCCUACUUCAGCCGCUGCAACUCCAUCCGCGUGGACAGCGGCUGCUGGAUGCUCUAUGAGCGCCCCAACUACCAGGGCCACCAGUACUUCCUGCGGCGCGGGGACUACCACUACCAGCAGUGGCUGGGCCUCAGCGACUCCAUCCGCUCCUGCCGGGCCAUUCCUUACACCAGUUCCCACAGGAUAAGGCUGUACGAGAGAGAUGACUACGGGGGUCUGGUGUCUGAACUCACGGAAGACUGCUCCAGCAUCCAUGAUCGCUUCCGGCUCAAUGAGCUCCACUCCCUCCACGUGCUGGAGGGCUGCUGGGUCCUCUACGAGAUGCCCAACUACCAGGGACUGCAGUACCUCCUGAGACCGGGGGACUACAGGCACUACCACGACUGGGGGGCCAUGGAUGCCCGAGUGGGCUCUCUGAGACGGGUCAUUGAUUUGUACUAG